Messenger RNA from Tricharina praecox, 1251 nucleotides. RefSeq lists its product as uncharacterized. The transcript is spliced from 10 exons. Bases 333 to 1148 code for a protein of 271 amino acids. NCBI's taxonomy places the organism in Eukaryota, Fungi, Ascomycota, Pezizomycetes, Pezizales, Pyronemataceae. The record is from RefSeq and is a predicted model, not a curated record.
CUGGGGCCGAUAUCGAUAAGUCCUUAGUUGGCCAUGGCAUGAGCUGAAGUCCCAUCCCAUCGCGCCGGGGGAGGUGGACGUCAUCGAAGACAUGGGGCAGGAUCUGAGUAUUGCAUGUAUGGUACUUGCAAACUCCGGUUCUGGGUGGCUCCAAGCGACGGCACCGCGAAGGCUCCACAAGGUAACUACUCCACUGCUCCAGUCCGUUUGUUUUUUUUCCUGCUUGCUGGCCUGCUUGCUGGCCUCGUCGCGCGCAAAGCAGGUCAGGGCUGAACACUGCGGUGCGGGUGUAAUCCGGUUAUCGUCGCGGUGUGGCCGAUUGACACUGCCACAUGGCCACAUGGUUACUGAGGGGGGGAAUCGCAAAUUCUUCCGAAGCGCUACAGCGCCGCAGAGCAGCAGAGCAGCCCAUGCCAUGCCAUGGCGAGGACCAGGAAAUUGGGCGGCGAUACGAUGCGAUGCGAUGCGAGGUGAGGCGAUCCGGUGUGGUGCGGAAUGUGUUGUGCACGGUGGAGAGCGCACGGGAGUUGCUGGCUUCAGGCUUCAGCGAAGCAAAGCACAUGCGCCAGAAGCAAGAAGCAGAAGCAAGAAGCAGAAGCAAGAAGCAGAAGCAAGAAGCAGAAGCAAGAAGCAAGAAGCAACCGCCCGAUCGAGUACAGCAACGCAGCAAGCAGCAACCAAGCGAUGCGAGUGAGAAGGCACCGGUAGAUUACCGCAGCGGCGCAGCUACGGUACACGGAGCCUGUGCUUGGGAACUGCCGCCGCAGAGGGGAGGGCACGACUGGCCGUUGUCAAAGACAAAAGACACAAAAGAGGGCGUAGGCGCUGCCGGCGGGUACGCAGACUGUGCGAGCCUCUGCGAGACUCUGCGAGGGAGCGAGGGCAUGACCGAGGUUACUUUUCUGGGCAACUCGCUGUUCUGUGAGCACUCGCUGCAAGCACAAGACAGCUGCAUCAUCAUCGUCUGGGAUUCUGUGCUAUACUACAAACAACAGAAGAGGUUAUGCAUCAUCCGCAUCGGCAUUAACAGCGCAUCAGCGCAUCAGCGGUACGGUAUCGUGAGAUUGCCGCCGCCGAGGAAAAAUAGGCAUCAAUUACGCGUACCCCGCCCCGAAGAACAAUCCAGAUUCCACAGCCCGCCGGUCUAGGUACUGCUGCUGGUGCUGGUGCUGCAGCUUUCUCGUGGCCCGUUAAACUACUUCUACGAGCAACUAGCUCCAGGGCCUGCCUGCACGAUGGAAGGAAGGAUGG